This is a messenger RNA of Aphis gossypii (cotton aphid), 740 nucleotides long. RefSeq lists its product as uncharacterized. The coding region runs from base 156 to 515 and encodes 119 amino acids. The record is from RefSeq and is a predicted model, not a curated record. NCBI's taxonomy places the organism in Eukaryota, Metazoa, Arthropoda, Insecta, Hemiptera, Aphididae. The transcript is spliced from 2 exons.
CAAAAUGUUAAUUGAGCGUCUCUAGGCCAAACGGACGGUAUAAAACGUACCUUCCGACCAGUGGUCAGUAUCAGUCUUCUGUCCGUCUUCAGUCGUACAUCUACACAUCCAUUAUUCUCCGAAGAAACUCAAGUCCACCCACCAACAAAAUCAUCAUGCAAUUCCAAGUAUCUUUCGCUCUACUCGCCAUGGUCGUUUGCUUCGCCGCCGCCGAAACCAAGACAUCGUCAUCGACUCAAUCAGAUGCCGACCGAAGCAAAAGAGAAGUACUCGCUCCGCUGGUCGCUUCGCCUUAUGUGGCCCCAACAUACGCCGCACGUUACGUAGCUGCAUCUCCUUACGUGGCCGCAUCGCCUUACGUGGCCGCAUCACCUUACGUAGCCGCACGGUACGCAGCCACCCCAUAUUCUGCUGCAGUGGCUUCGCCAUUCUUCUCCUCUUACUCCGCUUAUUCCGGCUACCCAUAUGUGGCCAAGACCUUGGCUUCCCCGUACACAGCUGCUUACUACGUAUAAGAGAACCUUUAGAUCAGCCACCCGAACCAUGUUACCGACCUCAAAUGGCUUGGAUAAGACGAGCACUUAUUUUUGUUUAAUUUAUAUUUAUAGUAGUAAUAUUAUCUUGUACGAUGAUAUUUUAUAAAACUCUUUAAAAAAAAAACGGUGAAAAAAUAUUUCUAUAAACCUACUCGAAAUUGUUGUAUGUUUAUGCGAAUAAAAAUUGAAUUUAUCAAAUAAUAA